AUGGCGAGGGAUGCGUUUGCGGCGUCGCCGUGGGCGGCCCGCUUCGUCGUGCAACGGCUUGAAUCCCGUCGACCCGGACGUCCCAAAGGCGCCGGCAUCGGACCCGGAAGGACGGGCAGCAUGUGCGGACACCUGGCCCGCCAUCGACUCACGUCCUGCUCCCCCUCACAUCUGCAAGAACGCGCUCCGUGUGAGUCUGGCGCUUGGUUGAAGCCGGAAGGUCGGCCCCUUGAGCCGCUCCGAGCGGCUAUGGGCAUGCUUCCCGGGCCCGUCGCGGCUUGGUCGUUGGCGUACCUCAAGCCUGGGGUCCUGGCGGCGACCGCGUGGGCUUCAUGCAAGCUGUGCCUGGCGUGCGCUGCCGUGGGGUACCUGACGGACUCGAAUAGGCUGCCGGCAUCCGCUCCCAAAGUCUUGAGCCAGGUCGCAUUCAAGCUUCUCAUACCGUGCAUGCUCUUCACGAAAGUGGUGACCGCGCUGGCGCUGAAUCCUGAGGCACCACUCCUCUUUAUCCCAGCUUCAGCAGCUGUGCUUGCAGCCGUUGGGCUGGGGUUUGGGCUCCUUGCUGGUGCCAUACUCGAGCGUGGGGUCUUCUUCUUCCGGACUGCCCCAAUGCUCCGGCCCAUUAAGCCUGCGCGAUCAGCAGAGUCUAUUGCAGCCACAACAGCAGCAGCGUUUGGAAAUCCUGCGGCAGCUCUUGUGCUCGUCCAAAAGCCACAGCUACCACCACAAGGCCUGACUGAGAUGCUUGUUGCUGCAUGUGGUUUUGGUGAUUCAUUCACACUUCCCCUUGUCUUCAUGCUUGCGCUUCUUCCAGCUGCCCUUGCAGAUUCUGCCACUGCCUAUGUUGCGCUGUUUUUGCUGGGUUGGUCUCCCUGUUUCUGGAGUAUUGGGUUCGCUAUGCUGACCUACCUACGGGGGCGGGAGAGGAAUGGGUCAGACUCCCUUCGAGUAGCUUCCCCAUUUGACGCAUCGCUGGUGCCUGCCGCCAACCCAAGAGUAGGGCGAAUGUACACAAAGGCACGACAGCGGGGCCCUGUCCUUGAUACGGGCAUGGGCUCCCGGGGAACACAGAUGGGUGCCCCCUCCACGCCAAAGGCCCGAUUGGUAGAUGCCAUCCAAUCCUGUCAGGCCUUCCUCAGAGAGUUUGCGUCGAGGGUGGUGAACCCGCCCUUGAUAGCGAUUUUGGCGGCAGUCGCGGUUGGGCUGUCCCCUCUGGGCAAGGUGCUGUGCCUCCCGGCAGGCCAUCCUGAGGUUGCACAGUGGGGUGGGCAUGGCUUGGGCGCCAUGGUUAGCAGCAGACAAGUUUUGGGUGUCCUGCAAGUGAUGUGGGAUGGCUUGUGUGUGCUGGGAAGCUCAGCAUUGGUGGUGCAGACGAUUGUAUUGGCAACAUCGAUACUCCAGGCCAAGGACAACACUGCAACAGCUGCAAGGGGACAACUCCGUGUUGAACCAGUGCAGAAGGGUUGGAGACGUCUGCUGCUCCCAGCAGACGCCCUUGAGUCCCGAGCGCUGCUGCUGGUCAGCAUCGUGCGGCUCUUUGUGAUGCCACUUGUGGGACUGGCGGCAGCAUGGACUCUCUCUGUUUGGGGUUUGCUUCCUCAGGACCCCAUCUGCUGCCUAGCGGUUCUCCUCCAGUGUGUUAUGCCGUCGGCACAGAAUUUG
Ostreobium quekettii is the source of this 1662-nucleotide messenger RNA. NCBI's taxonomy places the organism in Eukaryota, Viridiplantae, Chlorophyta, Ulvophyceae, Bryopsidales, Ostreobiaceae. The record is from the annotation of a GenBank genome assembly.